AUGGCGGCUUCUCCAGAGGAACAUAUAGACCGACGGCCGAUCAGGAGAGUCCGGUCCAAGAGCGAUACCCCGUACCUCGCCGAAGCCAGAGUUUCCUUCAACCUGCGCACAGCGGAGGAGGUUGAGAGGCUGGCCGCAAUGCGCUCUGAGUCCCUGGUCCCUGGCACGCACACCCCGCCCAUCCGCCGCCGCAGCAAGUUUGCCACUCUGGGCCGUCUCCUCAAGCCCUGGAAGUGGAGGAAGAAGAAGAGUGAGAAGUUCAAGCAGACCUCUGCAGCGUUGGAGAGGAAGAUGUCGGUAAGGCAAAGCAGAGAGGAGCUGAUUAAGAGAGGCGUGCUGAAGGAGAUCUUUGAGAAAGCAACCGUGGAGUUCCGAUCCUCGAUGGAGGGCGGAGUCUGUACUCAGGAUCCCUCUAGUAUGAAGUCGUCUAUGGUCCUUCCUUCAAAGAAAUCUGUUGGUUUCCUCUGCAACGUUCAGGACAACGCCGCCAAGCCCCCCAUGUACCACAAACAGCCCCCUGCGCUCCCCCCCAAACCUUUCAACAGGAUUCCCAACUACAGCAAAGACUCUUGCCAGCAGAUGAAGCUGUCCUGUAUGCCAGGCCAGGGAGGGAAGCUCUCUCCUCCUCUACCUCCCAAGAAGGUUAUGAUCUGUGUGCCUCAAGGGGGAAUGGACAGCUCCUCUCCCUCCCCCCUCGGCACUUUCUCCCAGCAGAAGUGUCCCCCUCCACAGGGUCACCCCCAGGGCCACCCCCCCCACCACGGCCCUCUGCUGCCCUCGCAGCUCACAGCCCUGACCAACCUCCACCAGUGCCUCCUGGGAGGUGGGAACCACCAUAACCACGGGCACACCCACAACCAUGGCCACAGCCACCCGCUCCAGCUGCAAUACGGAUCCAUGCAAGGCCACACCCCCAGCCGCAUCAUCGAGGAGCUCAACAAGACGCUGGCCUUCAACCUGCAGAGGCUGGAGAACAAUGCAAUGCAUUCUGGUCAGUGUAGUCUGCUGGACAGAAGCCAGGUGCCCUCUGUGGUCAUCGACGAGAACAACAAGGAGAACAUGCCCAACGAGUCCGACUACGAAGACCUACCAAGCAUGUACAAAGAUGAGGAUGAUAACGAUGAAUAUGAUGACGAGGAUGAUGAUGAUGAUUCGCUCUUUACAAGUACCCUGGCUCUGAAGGUGUUGAGGAAGGACUCUCUGGCCGUCAAGCUGAGUAAUCGUCCAUCUAAGAGUGAGCUGGAGGAGAAGAACAUCCUGCCAAUGCAGACUGACGAGGAGAGGCUGGAGUCCAGGCAGCAGAUAGGCACCAAGCUCACACGGCGGUUGAGUCAGAGGCCCAGUGCUGAGGAGCUGGAACAGCGGAAUAUCCUGAAACCGCGCAACGAGCAGGAGGAGUUGGAGGAGAAGAGGGAGAUAAAACGACGACUAACGCGAAAGCUGAGUCAGAGGCCCACAGUGGAGGAGCUGAGACAGGCGAAGAUCCUGAUUCGCUUCAGUGACUACGUAGAGGUGUCUGACGCCCCGGAACACGACCGACGGGCAGACAAACCCUGGACACGCCUCACAGCAGCCGACAAGGCAACCAUACGGAAGGAACUCAACGAUUUCAAGAGCAACGAGAUGGAAGUGCAUGAGUCAAGUCGCCAUUUAACCAGCUGGUCCCACACCCUAGUGCUGAACGCUCAGGAAGGCACCUCCGUGCUUUGGGGCUGA
Messenger RNA from Salvelinus namaycush (lake trout), 1716 nucleotides. RefSeq names its product phosphatase and actin regulator 1-like. The coding region runs from base 1 to 1716 and encodes 571 amino acids. Gene Ontology annotation, biological process: cell motility; stress fiber assembly. Gene Ontology annotation, molecular function: actin binding. The transcript is spliced from 12 exons. Lineage: Eukaryota; Metazoa; Chordata; Actinopteri; Salmoniformes; Salmonidae. The record is from RefSeq and is a predicted model, not a curated record.